AUGGAGCUACAGAACGAGCGUGUUAGCCAUCUCGUGCCACCAGACCAUGAGCUAAAGCAGUUCGACUGGCCUAGCAAACCUACCACUGGCGCUUCUGCUGCCGUCAUCGUCGGAGCCAAAGGUUGGCCACACCUGUUCUUGCUGUUUCCACCUCGAACUCUGGCGUUUCCUGUGAGCCUACCGUCUCUCGACCCGAAUCCCUUGGACAGCCAAGACCGUCUGUUGGCUCCCGGAGCAGAGUACGUCCACGGUAGACCUCGCGCCAACAUGGUCAACCUUCGAAGUAGGGAACGGGACUUCGGGUCAAGAUUUACCGGUGCCGAAGUACGCUAG
Messenger RNA from Letharia columbiana, 333 nucleotides. RefSeq lists its product as uncharacterized. NCBI's taxonomy places the organism in Eukaryota, Fungi, Ascomycota, Lecanoromycetes, Lecanorales, Parmeliaceae. The coding region runs from base 1 to 333 and encodes 110 amino acids. The record is from RefSeq and is a predicted model, not a curated record. The transcript has a single exon.